CACUGGAAAGACGUACCUAAACCGGUUUCCUGCAGGUAUAUGUGAACACGAAACGGUUGUAACAGGGUAAUUGUUGCAACUGAACACAGCACUUCCACUGUCUAAUGAAUUCCCAUCGUGCAUUAGUACACGAUUGACUGCAGCUCAGUGAUAAUGGCGUGUGAUUGGACGUUACUUGCAUUGCUCGUUAUUGCGGUGUUGCCGUACACUGCAUCCAAGCUGUUUCCAAUCGAUCCAAAAUUGCCCGAAGAUGAUAUGGAUAUGAUGUUAGCGUUCGAUAAAAUAUCAUUAGAUGACUGUCACACACGAAACUGGAAAGACGGUUUCACGGGGUUGGUGGCACCAGCCUACGGUAAUCCAGCAUUGUUGCGCGAGUUUGCCCAUAUCGCCGCGAUCGGAUGGACGGGAACCGAUGGCAAAAUAAUCUGGGGCUGCGGUGGAUCACUGAUAUGGGAGAACUUUAUUCUUACGGCAGCGCACUGUGCAGCGAACGAUGAAGAUAUAGCACCGGAUGUGGCUCGUAUGGGUGACCUUAACAUCUACAGCGAUGAGGACGAUGAGUUUCCGCAGCAGUUACGUAUAGUGAAGAUCAUCCGCCACCAACAGCAUCGGUACAGUGCCAAGUACUACGAUGUGGCGUUAAUGCAGCUCGAAAGGAAUAUCACUGUGCAUGAAACGGUAGCACCGGCUUGCCUUUGGCUAGACGAUGAGGUACGCUUCCCGAAGCUAUAUGCCGCCGGAUGGGGUAAAACAGGUUUUGGUGAGGACAAAACGAAUAUUCUGCUAAAGGUCGACCUAACCCCUAUGAACAACACUGAGUGCUCGCGUUUUUACACCUCCUCCGAGCGUGGAUUGCGCAAUGGACUUCACGCGCAUCAUCUUUGUGCAGGUGAUGAAAAAAUGGAUACGUGUCCGGGAGACUCUGGUGGCCCGUUGCAUGUGAAAUUGCUGCACAACGCCAAAAUGACACCAUUUCUGGUCGGUGUCACUUCGUUCGGUAAACCGUGCGGACAAGCGAAUCCUGGUGUGUAUGCGCGCGUAUCUAGCUUCGUAGAGUGGAUAAUUGAAACACUCCAGAAGGAAGGAGAAUCGGCGACGGUACAAAAGUUUCAACCAUGGUCCUGCGCUCUGCGCUACGUACAUGUGCGCGAGUACGAGGAUGAUGUAGUGGUUUCGAGAUCUAAUAAUUACGAAUCGUAUAAUUCGGAUAAUGCUCACUUGGUAAGUGGCGACAGUAGACAACGUGUUGAAAUCAUGUGGGCUAAUUCCAUAGUUCCUCGUCGGGAAAACUGUUCCGGUACACUCAUUGAGCGUGAUGCCGUUGCCACAUUGGCGGAAUGUGCUUCCCAUAUGGGUGCCAGCCCUAUGAGAGUUAAGCUGAGUAAUGGAAAUUUCAUCAAUGUUAGUGAAAUCAUCGUCCAUCCAAAGUAUAAACCAGCGAGUGGGCGAUACUACAAUAAUAUUGCAAUUUUGAAACUCCCGUAUGCCGUACCGAUUAUUCCCGCAUGUGUGUGGUAUAAUGAUUCCAUUCCAGAUUCCCAGUUUGAAGUUAUUGGGAAAGGUCGUGCCGAUAUGACACCCUACAAUCGUGAUGAACAAAUAACAAUGAUCGAUCCUCGCACCAUUGCAAUCUCACCUCGUGCAACACUGCAGUCCAACAACGAAUGCCGACUGGCCGAACAGUAUCGUACACAACUCGGAAUGGGUCUCCAAACGGAACAUAUCUGCUUCCAGAACAAACCAUUCUUGGUCCCAACGACUUGCGGUCAACAGUUUGGCGGUCCUAUUGAGCGGGAAAUGUGGCGAUUUUCCCGAUACUUCAACUACGCAUAUGGAAUGAACCUGUUUGGGCGUGAUUGUGGUUUCGGAGAACCGGCCGUAGCUGUACGGUUUAACGCCCAUAGGGAAUGGAUCGAGUCCGUAAUACUACCAGAAAUAGCCAACAAAAGACAGAGCAGUGGUACUGGAUCAAGAGAUUCGGUGAUCUUUAUCAAUCCAGAUCUAGAAUUGAACGAUCGAUGUACUUACGGAGGCGGUAUUGAAGGUGUUUGUGUUUUACACAAUACCUGUCCCAGCAUACGGCAACGAAUGGAAAACAGUGAUUCAGUUAUUUUAUGCUCUAAUGGUUCGGUAGUUUGCUGUCCAAAUCACGAUGUAAGAACCUCACCGAGCGCAAUCGAGAUGGAGUUCAAUGAGUGCGAGCAACGUUACGCUCAUCUACGAAAGCAACGUCAGCAGCGUUGGGAUGGAUUUCAACCAUUAAAAACGAGGCUACCACAUGUUGCUGAGAUAGGAUGGGACGACGGAUCGCAAAUACAGUUUCAAUGUGUCGGAUAUCUGAUUAGUACACGUGCAGUUGUGGCAGCCGCUUCCUGUUUGGCAUCAAAAGAAUACCUUCCAGACGUUGUGCGCUUAGGUGGGCUCCAGUCUGGACAAUUUGCUACAGAUAUAGCAAUUAUACCCGUCGAAAUGACAGCGUAUCAUCCGGAAUUUGAUGUGAAAUCGUACGAAAACAAUAUUGCACUGUUGAAACUUGUAUCACCGGUGCAACCUACUGUUACUACGUUCCCGGGAUGUUUAUGGCAGAACAAAACUCAUAAUCCAGUUGAGUCGCAAAUUUUUAGCGGAAAUGGUUUCCAGCCGAUACAUCCGAUGUACUUGAGAGAUUGUAAUGCGCGUUUUGCCCAACCAUUCACAAAUCCAAACAGAACAUGUAUGGUUCCGGGAGUAUAUGGAGAUGAACAGAGUUGUUAUCCAUCGGGUAGUCCGAUCAUUUACAGGAAAAGUGAAGAUAAAAAUCUUUUCACCGAGUAUAUUGUCAACAUAUACAGUCACGGACGGUGUAAUUCUUCUUCGCUGCGCAUUGUACACCGCAUAUCGAUGUACAUUGAUUGGUUUAAGGAGGUACUAAAAUAGAAAUAGAUUUCCUGCGAUAGGUGCAAGGAGAAAGUUUUACAGUUUUUUACUUUGUUUUUUAAUAGUGGUAGUUAGUUACAGUUAACAGUUAGUUAGUUAUUUAUAAAUAAAGUUUGAUUUUCCUUAUUCUCGAGAUAA
Messenger RNA from Anopheles funestus (African malaria mosquito), 3054 nucleotides. RefSeq lists its product as uncharacterized. The transcript is spliced from 11 exons. Lineage: Eukaryota; Metazoa; Arthropoda; Insecta; Diptera; Culicidae. Gene Ontology annotation, molecular function: serine-type endopeptidase activity. Gene Ontology annotation, biological process: proteolysis. The record is from RefSeq and is a predicted model, not a curated record. Bases 154 to 2916 code for a protein of 920 amino acids.